CAGGAUGUGGUUUCAGACAUGCGAGUGUAAGAGGAAGAGGGGAGGGUUAUGAGAGGCUGCUCAUCAGUUUUUUGUCUUGCUUUCUUGCUCUUUUAAAAGUUGUAACAGGUGUUUCUAAGAUUUAUGUUCUGAUUUUGAAUAUUAUUGUCUUUUAUUUGCUUGAGUUUUUCAAUAAGCGUGUUUGAAGAUGCUAUGAUAGAGGUAAAGAUGGAUCCUGAAGACACGGAGUUUGAUUCACAAAUUUCCUGGUCUCCUGUACCUAGAGAAAGACUCCUCACCUGUGCCAACCUUCCAGAUAUCGCAGGGAAGAAAAGAAAGCAAGACCCAAUUGAUGCUGAGAACUCGUCUCGAAUCUUGGAGGACUGUGAAGAUGACGAUUUUCCCAUCAGUGAUCACAUAGAGGAUUCAGAGGGUCCCUGUAACAAAAGAGUCAAACCAGUUGACAAAAGUUCUUCGGUUACUGGCAUCAUAACACCAGUAAAAACCCCUGCACUGAAGCGCUUGGGUCAGUCCAUACAGCGAUCCAUCAGUUUUCGGACAGAGGCUCGGCCUUUACCACCAAUGCCAAUAAGAACGCGUCAGAAGGCUUCGUCAUAUCCGCGACGGCGGAGCAGCCAGCUAUGGAGCGAUACGGUGGAUAGUAUGAGCCAGGAGCUCAGUACCAAAGAGAUCAAACGACAGGAGGUCAUUUAUGAGUUGACUCAGGGAGAGAAGCAGCUCAUUGAAGAUCUUAGUUUGGUGAAAAAGGUGUACUAUGAACCAAUGUUGAAAUUAGACAUUAUGACAGAAAGUGAACUGGGACAGAUUUUUGGAACCCUUGAUUCUUUAAUACCCCUUCAUGAAGAUCUUUUAGCUCGUCUUGAAGGUCUCCGCGGAGCAGAGAAGACCGUGCAGGAGGUCGGCCCGACCAUGAUGGAUUGGUUUCCCUGUUUGGAGGCGUACAUCACAUAUUGCUGUAACCAGGUUGGUGCAAAAGCUCUGCUGGACCAGAAGAAGCAGGACCGUCGGGUGGAGCAGUUCCUUCGGCUGUGUCAGGAGUCGUCUUUUAGCAGAAAGCUGGACCUUUGGAAUUUUCUAGACUUGCCUCGCAGCAGGCUGGUGAAAUAUCCUCUGCUGUUAAAGGAAAUUCAAAAGAGUACUCCACCUGAACAUCCAGAUGAAGACGCUCUGCCUCAGGCUAUGGAUUUAAUCCAAAGGAUUAUAACAGAAGUAAAUCUUAAGACUGGAGAGGCGGAGUGUCAGUUUUACAGACGGGGUCUGUGCUAUUCAGAAGACGGUCAGAGGGUUCCAGAGAUUCAGGCCUCUCGGUUUCUCUACUGCCACGGUGAACUGAAAAGCACUAAAGGACAUAAGCUGCACGUGUUCCUCUUUGAGCUGGUGUUGGUUUUGACCCGACCGGUGGCACAGGACAGGGAAGGGCCGGUCCAGUUUCAGGUGUAUCGUCAACCUCUCCCCGCUGCGCAUCUUCAUCUGGAGGACCUACCCGAUGGAGAACCGAGCAGUUCUGGAUCUUUUCGUGGAGCCUUUACUGGAAAUGAUAAAGUGAAGAACUGUUUUCGUGUGAGCACCACUGGACGAUCCAAGUCUCAAUCCCACAGCCUGCAGGCCAAUGACUCCUUCAACAAGCAGCAAUGGAUUUCCUGUCUGCGCCAAGCAAUGGUCCAAUCACGAGACAAACAGGCUCAAACCGGCCAAUAUAAACCCUCAGACCGUUUAAGCCCUGACCCGGCGCUCCAUAACAACAUUGCUGAACUGAACCUAAACUCUGAUGUGGAGAUGCAAGACACAUAGACCGAGGCUAGAUAUGCGCUCUGGUUCUCGUUCACAAUCAGAUACAGAUUUGAUUUGUAAUGUGACAGUCGGGGUUCUCAGGACAAAUGAGAUCACUCGGUUGCUGUCUCGCGUCUUGUUUAGAGAACGUGUAGCAAUAUGUGUUCAAACUGUGGAUGUUUGCCGGUACCAGAUGGAAGAAUAUAUUAGAUUGAUGCUUCUAGCCUUACCUGUUUAUUUUUUUAUUGAGAUUGAUUGUGAUAUAUGUUUUAUUCAUUAUUUAAAUUGCGCCUCAUUCUUUUCCAUCUGAUCUGGUUAAUAAACCACAAAACCUGUUUAGUUUAGUUUAGUUUGAAUGGCAUAAAAGGUUGCUUGUAUGUUUGCUUUUCAUCAUUGCACUUUGGCAGUGUGAUGGGUAAUAUUAUCUUACUUCAUUUUUUUUAUUUACAACCAGAAUGUAGCACAAAUGCUUUUAUGCCUUACUGUAUAAUUUAUAGGUAAUCUGAGGCAUUUUAAAAAGUAUUUGUUUCCAUUUAUUCUUACAGUGCAAAAUGGUACUAUUUCUUUUUCAAUAAACUGACAAUGUCCAUAAACAGA
This is a messenger RNA of Paramisgurnus dabryanus, 2367 nucleotides long. It is a transcript of the gene arhgef3l, whose product is annotated as Rho guanine nucleotide exchange factor (GEF) 3, like. The record is from RefSeq and is a predicted model, not a curated record. NCBI's taxonomy places the organism in Eukaryota, Metazoa, Chordata, Actinopteri, Cypriniformes, Cobitidae. Gene Ontology annotation, biological process: positive regulation of Rho protein signal transduction; intracellular signal transduction. Gene Ontology annotation, molecular function: guanyl-nucleotide exchange factor activity.